AUGGCCGGCGAUAAUCCGGAGAUUCCUCAAGCUGGCCUGGAGAUCCUGAGAUUGCUGUACGCUGUCAGCAAGCCAGCUGCUGUUGCUGUCAUCCACUCUAGAGGGCACCAGAUUGGAGAUCUGGAUGCCACAAGAGCGAAUCGCAGAGUCGAUGCAGCUGCCAAGGCAGCAGCCAACAGGGAGCCCACCUUCCACAGGGCACUAAUCCCAGACACCUCUGUCCCAGCUCUGCCUCUGUACAGUGCCCAGGACAUUGAGUUUGCCAAGAAAGAGGGCCUGACAGAGGAGGGGGGCUGGUGGAAGGACAGCCAUGGACAUUUGCUGCUCACUGAUUCCUUGAUGCGGCGAGUUGCCAAUUGGUUCCACAAGAGCACCCAUUGGGAUCAUGAUGCCAUGAUAGAACACCUAAGGACCCUUUUCAUUAGGCCUCGACCUCCUUACUGUUCAUUAUGUACCUCCCAUCAACGUGGUGGCGUCUGUCCCUUUAAAUCGCCGCGCUGCACCCUUGGCCUCGUAGUUCGGCGACGGUUAGCUCCCCUUGCUGAUGAUGCCCGGGCCCCGCCCUCGGACUACGACUCCCAGAGUUCCAUUGGGCGCCAUGAUGUAAGAACUAAAUACAUUGUGUUUUCCAUUAAGGACAUCAAGAUGACUGCGUUGGACGAACUCUAUUUGACGGAGAAAGACGUCGUGACGGGGAAAACGAAGACUUUGCCCGCCUUGCACCCUGGGAGGAGGAGUGAGCGCGCCUUCCUGCGGUACCGCCCUCCACCCCAAGUGCCAUGGCCUAGUGCUGAGUGGGAAGAGUUCCAGAGCAGGACCGCUUCCCUGGCCGAGGGAUUCGAUUGGCUCCUCGCCCUGCCCCACCACCGCUUCUGGUGCCAGGUGAUUUUUGACGAGAGUCUGCAAAAGUGCCUGGAUGCCUACCUGAGCUCUGCCCCCCGAAAGUUCGACGCCACGGCAAUGGAUGAUGGGGCCAGGGAUUUGACCCCGGAAAUGGACAAAGUGCAGGGGCGGCUCCACCGCGGGGUCUUCAUGACCUUCCUCCGGAUGUCCACCCACAAGGAGUCCAAAGAGCACUUCCUGUCUCCCUCUGCCUUCGGGGAGAUAAUCUACAAUCACUUCCUGUUCGACAUCCCCAAGAUCAUGGACCUCUGCGUUCUUUUCGGGAAAGGAAAUGGGCCCCUCCUGCACAAGAUGAUACAGAACGUCUUUGCACAGCAGCCCAGUUACUUCGUUGACUUGGAUGAAUCCCUUACCACCAUCCUCCAGGUCUUUGGCAGCAUCUUGGAGACAUGUGGCUUGGCAAGCGAAGGGCCCCAGAAGCUGGGAGAACGGCCCCGGACAACCCCACGCGACAUGCCCCUUCUGGACCUGGCAGAUAUCAUCCUGUACUUGUGCGACAUCUGUGUGACACUCUGGGCUUUCCUGGAGGUUUUCCCAUUGGCUGCCCAGACCUUCCACAAGCACGACUUCUGUGCCAGGUUGGCCUCCUUUUAUGAGCUGCUGGUGCCUGAGCUGGAGACUGCCAUCAAGAGGAGGUAUCGGGAAGACCCCAGGUUGGCGUCGGAUUUGUGGCGGAGGCUGUCUCACUCGAAGAAGAAAAUGGCGGAGCUCUUCCAUCUCUUGGUGCAGCAUCUCUGCCUACAGCCCAUCCUCGAAAGCAGCAGUGAGAAUAUCCAGCCUUUUGUCGAGGAGUUCCUCCAGAUCUUUGCCUCCAUCCUUCAAGAAAGAAGAUUCCUCCGCGAAUAUGAUGCGCUUUUCCCAGUUGCAGAUGAUGUCAGUCUCCUCCAACAGGCUUCCCCCCAUUUGGACGAAACACGCACCUCUUACCUGCUGCAGGCGGUCAAAGGCGCUUGGGAGGAAGAAGAGGAAGGAGGAAGAGGAAGUCGAGGCAGGAGGGGCCCUCAAAAAACGCCCCUCCCAAAAGGGGGCGACAUCAAAACCACCAAUGUGGGGGCCCCGAAGGCAGCCUUGGAGGCAAUGCAGAAGGAAGACGAAGUCUUAGGAGCACAUGCUCCCAGGGUCACAGGAGCGGAGCUGACCUCACUGAUCUCGCAGGUCAAGGACCUCCUCCCGGAUUUGGCGGAUGAUUAUGUGGUUUCCUGUUUGCGGGAAUAUGACUACAAUGUGGAAAAGGUCAUCCAUCACCUUUUAGAAGGGAAGCUGGACAGGCUCACAACCCCCGAACCAACCCCCCUGCUGAGGUCACGACACAACAUCUUCCAGGAUGACGCCUUCGACGUUUUCUCCACUGACCGGGUGGACGUCUCCCGCAUCCAGAAGGGCAAGCGGUCAGAGAGGACGAGCACCCGCCAGCUUCUAGGAGACAAGAACUUCCUGGAGGCACAGAGGGACCGCUACAGCCUUUACUCGGUCGUGGCAGAGGAAGUCCCGCCCUGGCAGGAAGUUUCACCCUCCUAUGAGGACGAGUACGAUGACACCUACGAUGGGAACCAGGUGGGCGCCAACGACGCCGACGACCCUCACGACGAGCUCCUCAACCGCAGGCCGUUCACAAUCCCCCAGGUUCUGAGGUCCAAGCAGCAUAAAGGACAGGGAAUGGAACCGGAAGAGGAAGAGGAAGGGGAGGAAGACGAGGAGGAAGAGGAACAGGAGGGGCCCAAAGACCACUUUGUGCAGGAUCCGGCUGUUUUAAGGGAGCGAGCCGAGGCCCGACGCAUGGCCUUCCUGGCCAGGAAAGGGCCACGUAUGGACCCUUCGUCGGCCAGUGGGAAAGGCCCAAGCAAGGAGGCGGCACCAGAGCGACGGAGGAAGGAGGCAGCCAAAGCGACCCGCGCCAAUCACAACCGGCGCGUAAUGGCCGACCGCAAGAGGAACAAAGGCAUGAUCCCCCAAUAAAGAAGCCCUCCUUGCACUGCAAUCAGCCACUGCGUGGUAUUAUUUAGGAUGCAGAAUAAGACGUUAUAAUACAGUGGUUCUCAACCUUCCUAAUGCCGUGACCCCUUAAUACAGUCCCUCAUGUUGUGGUGACCCCCAACCAUAAUAUUGUUUUCGUUGCUACUUCAUAACAGUCAUUUUACUACUGUUAUAAAUCAUAAUGUAAAUAUCUGAUAUGCAAGAUGUAUUUUCAUUCACUGCACCAAACUGGGCACAAAUACCCAAUACACCCAAAUGUGAAUGCUAGUGGGGU
Molecule: messenger RNA, 3151 nt
Organism: Anolis sagrei ordinatus
Lineage: Eukaryota; Metazoa; Chordata; Lepidosauria; Squamata; Anolidae
Source: RefSeq, a predicted model, not a curated record